UUCACCAUGUUUGACUCUGGUUACAAGUCACAGUAUAUUGGAGGCCAUAAGGAGAAAUUUGUGAGGUUGGAUGAUUUGGAUUCUAAUUUGUCCAUGCCAUCUAGCUCUAGUGGGAUGAAGAAAUUAAGAUUUAAUUUAAACUCUUUGCCUAUACCUAUUCCCGGUCGCGGAAGAAAAAAUCCAUCGAAAUCGUUUCGAGUAGGUGUAAAGAGGGGAUCAGAUGGACUAUGGAAUAUUGGAAGAUCACUCAAAAGUGGAGUCACAUGGGCAGUAUUUCCAGAAGAUCUUAAAGUGUCACAGAAAAAAGUGUUUGAUCCUCAAGAUAAGAAUCUUCUAUAUUGGAACAAGUUUUUCGAGAUUCUAUGCAUUCUUUCUAUAGCUUGUGAUCCUUUCUUCUUUUAUCUUCCUUAUUUCAACCACAAAUCAUUUUGUUUAGCCAUAGAUAACAAACUAGCAAGUUUUGCUGUUACAUUGAGAACAAUAUGUGAUUGCGUUUAUCUCAUUCGAAUAAGUUUCCAAUUCCGCACUGCCUUCAUCGCGCCUUCGUCUCGAGUAUUUGGAAGAGGUGAACUUGUCAUAGAUCCUGCAUUGAUAGCAAAGAGAUAUUUACAACGAUACUUUGUUGUUGACUUAUUGUCUAUUAUUCCUAUGCCCCAGAUUGUAGUGUGGAAAUAUCUUUAUAGUUCAAGACGUAUGGAGGUAUUGGAUACAAAAACAUCACUCUUGAGAAAUGUCAUCAUGCAAUAUUUUCCAAGAUUCAUACGCUUUAUACCUUUGGCUUCAGAAGUUAAAAAGACAGCUGGUGUUUUUUCUGAAAAUGCAUUGCUUGGUGCCAUGUACUAUUUGAUCUGGUAUAUGCUUGCUAGCCAUAUAACGGGCUCUGUGUGGUACUUAUUAGCAAUAGAACGUAACGACACAUGCUGGAAGAAUGCUUGUAAAGAAGUUGAAGGAUGUAAUUCACAUUUCCUGUAUUGUGGAAGUUCAAGUAAGCAUAUGUCAGGGUAUGAAAGUUGGAGAAAUGUUAGUGAAUCUGUUCUUAAAAGUAAAUGCUUUGUUGAAGAUGAUAACUCAGCCUUUAAUUAUGGAAUCUUCUCACAAGCUAUAGAGUCUGAUAUUGUUGCUUCUGUAGAAGUCUUUCCCAAAUUUUGUUAUUGCCUGUGGUGGGGACUUCAGAAUUUGAGUACACUUGGUCAGGGGCUUCUAACUAGUACCUACCCUGGAGAGGUUAUGUUUUCCAUAGUAAUAGCUAUUAUGGGGCUUGUGCUUUUUUCUCUUCUCAUUGGAAACAUGCAGACCUACCUUCAAUCAAUGUCAGUUCGUUUGGAGGAGAUGAGGAUCAAAAGACGUGACUCUGAGCAGUGGAUGCAUCAUCGCUUGCUUCCUUCAGAGCUAAGGGAAAGAGUCAGACGCUACGAUCAAUACAAGUGGUUGAACACCCGAGGAGUAGAUGAAGAAACUUUGGUUCAAAGUCUUCCAAAGGAUCUCAGAAGAGAUAUAAAACGCCAUCUUUGUUUGAAUUUGGUCAGAAGGGUUCCUCUCUUUGCUAACAUGGAUGAACGUUUGCUUGACGCUAUAUGUGAACGAUUGAAACCAAGUUUAUAUACAGAAGGAACCUACAUAAUUAGAGAAGGUGAUCCAGUCGAUGAGAUGUUGUUCAUCAUUCGUGGUCGUCUAGAGAGUGUUACUACAGACGGUGGAAGAAGCGGCUUUUUCAACAGAGGAGUUUUGAAGGAAGGUGACUUUUGCGGUGAAGAGUUGCUAACAUGGGCAUUGGACCCAAAAUCUGCAGCUAACUUGCCAUCAUCAACAAGAACAGUGAAAGCUAUGAGUGAGGUGGAAGCAUUUGCUUUGGAAGCAGAGGAAUUGAAGUUCGUCGCAUCACAGUUUAGACACAUACAUAGUCGACAAGUUCAGCAUACAUUCCGAUUCUACUCGCAGCAAUGGAGAACAUGGGCUGCAAUCUACAUUCAAGCCGCAUGGAGGAAGCAUUUACGAAGAAAACGCAGGAAGGAGGAAGAAGAAUUAUAUGAAUCUGAUUAUGGAGGAAGUGAUGAUUCUACAAAGGCUUUGGUUCCGCGCGCUCAAAAUUCGUCAAGAUUUGGAAUUAAUACAACUGCCUAUGUUUCUCGCUUCGCUGCUAAUGCCCUUCGUGGUCACAAACUUCGAGUUUCAAGUUCAAGAAGUUUGGUGACAAUCCAAAAGCCCUCAGAACCUGACUUCAGUGCUCUUGAUGAUGAAGAGUAAUAAUUUUCUGUUUUGCUGUUAAUAUGUGAGGACUAAUUAAGUUAUCUUCAUUUACACUGCUCUGCUGCUAGUGUCCUUCAGCAUGACACUAUUUACACUUGUAAAGUAUGUGACACAAAUUUUGGUGGGUUUGGCAUAUAAAGACAUGGUUCUAGGCUUGUUCAAUUUCGAUAGACAUUUGAUAUAAUUAGAUAAUAUUCAUGUAACUUCUUACACGCCAAUUUUUAUACAUCUACAGGCUUGCUA
Molecule: messenger RNA, 2490 nt
Organism: Cicer arietinum (chickpea)
Lineage: Eukaryota; Viridiplantae; Streptophyta; Magnoliopsida; Fabales; Fabaceae
Product: putative cyclic nucleotide-gated ion channel 8
Biological process (GO): transmembrane transport; monoatomic ion transport
Cellular component (GO): membrane
Molecular function (GO): monoatomic ion channel activity
Source: RefSeq, a predicted model, not a curated record